Messenger RNA from Neopelma chrysocephalum (saffron-crested tyrant-manakin), 687 nucleotides. RefSeq names its product tripartite motif containing 35 (gene TRIM35). The record is from RefSeq and is a predicted model, not a curated record. Lineage: Eukaryota; Metazoa; Chordata; Aves; Passeriformes; Pipridae. Gene Ontology annotation, biological process: positive regulation of apoptotic process; innate immune response. Gene Ontology annotation, molecular function: protein binding. The annotation marks the transcript as partial. The transcript has a single exon.
GCCGGCUGGCUCCGCGUGUCCGACGACCUCUCCGGCGUCUCCAACCGCGGCUUCCAGCUCUCCGUGGAAAACCCGGAGCGCUUCACCUCCGCCCCCUGCAUCCUGGGAUCCCGCGGCUUCUCCAGCGGCUUCCACGCCUGGGAAGUGGAUCUUGGAAACCUCAACAACUGGAGAGUCGGAGUGGCCCGGCCCCGGGAAGGGACCCGCUGGAGCUUCCACCACGAUUCCCGCUCCGGCUUCUGGUUCCUGUACCGGCUUCCCGGGAAGGGCGAGUGCCGCGCUUCCAACGCCGCCCGCUCGGAAGCGGCGCCGGGAAUGUCGGUGCGGAGGCUCCGGGUGGAGCUGGACUGCGACGAGGGGGAGCUCUCCUUCUACGCCACCGACCCGCGCCGGCACAUCUACACGUUCCAUGAAAAGUUCGGGGGGGAAGUGUUCCCGUAUUUCUACGUGGGAGGGGAUGGGGAGGGAGCCCGAGGGGAUUCCCGGGAGGAAGCGCUGCGGAUCUGCCCGCUCCGGGUGCGCAUCCAUGAGGAGAUUCCCGACUAAAGGGUGUUCCCAUGGGGAUAUCCCAGGAUAGGGGUGUCUCCCGUGGGGAUAUCCUGGGAUCAAGGUGUUCCCAUGGGGAUAUCCCAGGAUACGGGUGUUCCCAUGGGGGUAAUUCCAUGGGAGAGACCCCUGAGGAGAUCC